GCAUCAUUCUUCAACCCUCAUUUCCUCUGCUUAAACCCUAAACCCUUAUCACCCCAAAACAAUGGCUUCUCAUUCAUUUCUUCUUUAAACCACUUCUAACUCCAUUAAACCCUAGUAAUUUCUCUCUCCUCUACAAUGUCUUCCAUCAAGCUUUCAACCUGCGCAACAAUGGCGACUGCAGCUGUGGCCGCCGGAUUUUCAAUUUCUAAUCCUUCCUACGCCGAAGGUUCAUCUUGGUUUAAUCCUUUCUCAUACUCCCGAUCUUCGCCGGAAAAUGAGCCCAAAUCUGAUGAUAAAACUUCUCCGGCGCCGGCGAGUAAUUCCGCCGACGAUGAAUCGAGUGGUCGGUCUUCUGGAUUCGAUCCUGAUGCGCUUGAGAGAGCCGCUAAAGCUCUUCGAGAAAUGAACAGUUCUUCGUAUUCCAAAGAUUUGUAUCGGAUAAUGAGGGCGCAAGAGAAAACGAGAUUGGCUGAGUUGGAGAAUGAUAAAUUAAUGAUGGAGUUGCACCAAAUUAAGCGUGACAUUGAGGGGCAGCAAAAUAUGGCUGAAGAACAAAGACGAUUGGUUGAAGAACAGUCCCGGGUGUUAGCCCAAGUAAAGCGAGAAGAAGAUAAGAUGGCCAGAGAUAGGAUGCAGAGAGAACAUGAAAAACAGAGGCAAAACAAUGUUGAAAUGAUAAAAAUGCAAGAGGAAGCUGCCAUACGUCAAGAACAAGAAAAGCAGAAAACUGAGGAGCAGAUUCAGGCUCGACAACGCCAAACUGAAAAAGAGAGAGCUAAAAUUGAACAGGAGACUCUACGUGUCAAAGCCAUGGCAGAAGCUGAAGCCCGGGUUCACGAAGCAAAGCUGACCGAGGAUUACAACAAGAACAUACUCCGAAAAACGAUGGAUGGCGAAAAAGACAAGUGGCUCGCAGCAAUUAAUACAACCUUUAGUCAUAUUGAAGGGGGUCUUAGGGAGUUAUUAAAUGAUAGGAGAAAGUUAUUUAUGACUGUUGGUGGGGUUACUGCUCUUGCUGCAGGAGUGUAUACGACUAGAGAAGGUGCUAGAGUUUCGUGGGGUUACAUUAAUCGCAUUUUAGGCCAACCAUCCUUGAUCAGAGAGUCAUCAAUGUCCAAGUUCCCGUGGUCAGCAGUUGCUUCACGAAGGAAACAGAAUUUGUUCUCUUCUGCUACAUCUUCUGGAGAAGCAAAAGGGUCAACUGUUAGAUCUGGAUUUGACAAUGUUGUUCUUCAUCCAUCAUUACAGCGGAGAAUUGAGCAACUUGCACGAGCUACAUCUAACACAAAGGCGCACCAAGCUCCCUUUCGUAACAUGCUUUUCUAUGGGCCUCCAGGCACAGGGAAAACUCUGGUUGCGAGAGAAAUAGCCAGAAAGUCGGGAUUAGAUUAUGCCAUGAUGACUGGAGGAGAUGUUGCACCCUUGGGUCCACAAGCUGUUACCAAGAUCCAUGAAAUAUUUGACUGGGCUAAAAAUUCGAAAAAAGGCUUGUUGCUUUUCAUUGAUGAGGCUGAUGCGUUCCUUUGUGAGCGAAACAGCACAUAUAUGAGUGAAGCUCAGCGAAGUGCUCUCAAUGCGUUGCUUUUCCGUACAGGAGACCAGUCAAGAGACAUAGUUCUUGUGCUUGCCACUAACAGGCCAGGUGAUCUUGAUAGCGCUGUCACUGAUCGAAUUGAUGAUGUAAUUGAAUUUCCACUUCCUGGGGAAGAGGAACGAUACAAGCUGCUGAAUCUGUAUUUGAACAAAUACAUUUCUGAUGAGAACAAAGAUGACACCAAAUCUAAGUGGGGCCCAGUUUUUAAAAUCAGAAAGAAGCCUCAAAGCAUUACCAUUAAAGAUCUUUCAGAAGAUGUGAUUCGUGAAGCUGCAAGGAAAACAGAAGGGUUUUCAGGUCGCGAGAUAGCAAAGCUGAUGGCCAGUGUUCAAGCAGCUGUUUAUGGGCGGCCAGAUUGUACAUUGGACUCGCAAUUAUUCAAUGAAAUUGUAGAUUACAAAGUAUCUGAGCACCAUCAGAGAAUAAAGCUGGCUGCUGAAAGUGUGCAACCUGCAUAAUUUACCAAGUCUACUGCUAUCUAUCUCUAUCAGUGUUUUUAGGGCGUAUUUUUUUUUUUCAUACGAACUGUUGAAUGUAUACAUGUAGCUGUAUAUUUUUUCACCAAGGGAUUAGCAGAUUCUUUUGAAAUCUGACUAGACAAGGUAGACCACAGGAUUCUCCUAAUUUUAUUGGUAUUUGGCCAGAGAUAGGCACAUACAUUUUUUUAGCUUAUACUCUUAUAGGCGAGAGUAGAAGGGGAAGUUGUGGGAUGAGGUUCCCUUUGAUUAGAGCAGUCUAUUGGUUUGAUCACGGUGCAAGGUAGAUAAUUCUUGUCACGAAGACAAAAUAUGCAUUUGUUUUCCUCCUAUUAUUGGCGUAAUAAAAGAAAUUGUGAGCAGCUCUGCUUGGUCGUUUUUGAAA
Molecule: messenger RNA, 2455 nt
Organism: Chenopodium quinoa (quinoa)
Lineage: Eukaryota; Viridiplantae; Streptophyta; Magnoliopsida; Caryophyllales; Amaranthaceae
Product: ATPase family AAA domain-containing protein 3-like
Exons: 8
Coding region: 136-2052 (638 amino acids)
Biological process (GO): mitochondrion organization
Cellular component (GO): mitochondrion
Molecular function (GO): ATP binding; zinc ion binding; ATP hydrolysis activity
Source: RefSeq, a predicted model, not a curated record